AUGAAGACUCUACUUAUCAUCUCUGGCAUUCUCUGUGCUCUUCUGUCCAUCAGGGCUGCAACAAAGGUGAAUAGUGACACUGCUGUUCCUCCUGGCAGUGCAGCUCUUCAACCUCAAGCUCGUUUUGGUUUCUGCCCUAAUGGCUGGCUUAGUUAUGGUGCUAGCUGCUACUACUUAUCCAAUACUCCUGAGAGCUGGGGAAAUGCUGAGAGGUUCUGUGCUGAUUUUCAGAGCAGUCUGGCCUCUGUCCACAGUAUCUGGGAGUAUAAUUUCCUCCAACGUAUGGUCCAGACUGGUGGUCACUCCUUUGCCUGGCUUGGAGGUUACUACUUUGAGCACGACUGGCGAUGGGAAGACGGCUCGUUGUUUGACUUCCACAAUGGCGAACUCAUAAGCAAUACUUACAGAUACCAGUGCCUGCAGCUUAACACUCAAGCAUCUACAGGCUGGUCCAAUCAUGGCUGCAACAUGCUCUUCCCAUUUGUAUGUCAGCGGAAGUUAAGCUGUUAG
Pelmatolapia mariae (spotted tilapia) is the source of this 510-nucleotide messenger RNA. Its product is annotated as ladderlectin-like. The transcript is spliced from 6 exons. The coding region runs from base 1 to 510 and encodes 169 amino acids. NCBI's taxonomy places the organism in Eukaryota, Metazoa, Chordata, Actinopteri, Cichliformes, Cichlidae. The record is from RefSeq and is a predicted model, not a curated record.